This is a messenger RNA of Capsicum annuum, 1662 nucleotides long. Its product is annotated as E3 ubiquitin-protein ligase SINAT5. Gene Ontology annotation, cellular component: cytoplasm. Gene Ontology annotation, molecular function: protein binding; ubiquitin protein ligase activity; zinc ion binding. Lineage: Eukaryota; Viridiplantae; Streptophyta; Magnoliopsida; Solanales; Solanaceae. The transcript is spliced from 3 exons. The coding region runs from base 465 to 1460 and encodes 331 amino acids. The record is from RefSeq and is a predicted model, not a curated record. Gene Ontology annotation, biological process: ubiquitin-dependent protein catabolic process; multicellular organism development.
UAAGUUACGAUUGAAAAAUAAUGACACAAUUAAGUGUUUUUUUAUUAUAAUGAUAACAUAAAUAAAUUAUUUCAUAACAUAAAUAAAUUAUUUCUAACAAUUAGAUUAAGUAUUUGUACCUUUUUAUGUAGAAUAAAUACCGACAACGUCUUAAAGCCCAAAAAACAGAAAAGCAACCAAUAGAAUAGAAGUGGGAAGAAAGCACCAUUCUUUCCUCCUAGCAGAAGCUAAAGGUCCUUCUGUCUCUCUUCUCUCUUCUCUCUUCAAUCUCUGAAUCACAAAAAAAUAAAAAAAUAAAACACAUAAUUUGGAAAAGAAACCCAUUAUUGAUGGAAACCCAAUAACAAAUUCCCACAAAAACCCACAAAUUCAAACACACAUAGUGUUAAAUUUGAAAAAAAAAAUAAAAUCCAUCCGUUCUUGAUUUCACUGAAUAAAAAUUUGGUCUUUUUAUUUUUUCAAGAAUGGAGUUGGAUAGUAUUGAAUGUGUAUCAUCUUCAGAUGGUGUAGAUGAUGAUGAGAUCCCUUUACAUCAUCCACAUAUUAUUCAUUCUCAAUAUUCAUCUUCAAAGAUACCUAACAACAACAAUAAUAUUAAUAUUAGUAGCAGUAAUAAUGAUGGUGUUGCAGCAAUUCAUUCUACAACAAGUGUUCAUGAACUUCUUGAAUGUCCCGUUUGUACCAAUUCUAUGUACCCUCCAAUCCAUCAGUGUCAUAAUGGACACACAAUCUGUUCGACAUGUAAAGCCAGGGCACACAACCGAUGUCCCACCUGUAGACAGGAGCUUGGCGAUAUCAGAUGUUUAGCACUGGAAAAGGUGGCUGAAUCACUUGAGCUCCCUUGCAAAUAUGGCUCUGUUGGGUGUCCUGAGAUAUUUCCUUAUUACAGUAAGCUAAAACAUGAGUUAGUUUGCAACUUUAGACCAUACAACUGCCCGUAUGCUGGGUCUGAGUGCUCAGUUGUUGGUGAUAUUCCUUACUUGGUUGCUCAUUUGAGGGAUGAUCACAAGGUAGACAUGCACUCAGGAUGCACUUUCAACCAUCGGUAUGUCAAAUCUAAUCCUCGAGAAGUGGAAAAUGCUACGUGGAUGUUAACAGUUUUCAAUUGUUUUGGUCAGUGCUUCUGUCUCCAUUUUGAAGCCUUCCAGCUGGGAACAGCUCCUGUUUACAUGGCAUUUCUUCGUUUUAUGGGAGAUGAGAUGGAGGCUCGAAACUAUAGCUACAGCCUGGAAGUUGGGGGUAAUGGAAGAAAACUUACCUGGGAGGGUACGCCCCGAAGCAUAAGAGACAGUCAUAGGAAAGUAAGGGAUAGCCAUGAUGGGCUUGUCAUACAACGUAACAUGGCCCUUUUCUUUUCUGGAGGGGAGAGAAAGGAGCUUAAGUUACGAGUAACUGGAAGGAUAUGGAAGGAACAACAGAACCCUGAAGGGGGAGCAUGUAUGCCCAACCUCUGUACUUGAUACUGGUUUUGAAGUCUCUCACCUACUGUUCUUGCUGUCGCAUGUACUGAUUAUUUUUCAAGACAUAAACAGAUUCAGACAUUGAAGAUUGUUCUAAAAAUGCGUGGAAAGUUGUGUUCAUAUGUAUGAACUGACCUGUGUAUUUUUGUUAUUAACACUUGCAAGAGCUUUACCAUAGACAUUUAACUUGUGUCUUCUAACC